Molecule: messenger RNA, 3738 nt
Organism: Trypanosoma theileri
Lineage: Eukaryota; Euglenozoa; Kinetoplastea; Trypanosomatida; Trypanosomatidae
Exons: 1
Coding region: 1-3738 (1245 amino acids)
Biological process (GO): transmembrane transport
Cellular component (GO): plasma membrane
Molecular function (GO): transmembrane transporter activity
Source: RefSeq, a predicted model, not a curated record
AUGCAGAACAACUUCUCCAGAGAAUCCCUUAGCGAUCAAUUGAUCAGUGCUCAAUACCGCGAUCGACAUCCACAUGGUGGCCAUCAUCAUCAUCAUCAUCGUUAUCCUCGUUUGAGUCGUUGUUGUCGUCGUCGUCUUGCGCCCCAUCACUCUUCACGAAGUUCAAAUGGAUUGCGAUUGCGUCCAUCUGCCGCACGUUCCCGUGAUCUUUCUGGGCGAUCGCAAACCACCAUUCCAGGAAGGAUAAGUUCUAUUGGAUCCAGUGGGAGAUGUAAUGCUUGCGGAAGUGGGAAUGAUUAUACAGUGUGGAUGGAUGAAAAUGGUACAUUGGACGAUUUUGGGUGGAUUCCAUACCAGCGAAUCUAUGAAAUAGGGAACUAUGAGGUUAUAGGUGAAAGUAUGCCGGCCCGUAUUGACAAUAAUAAUAAUAAUAACAACAGCAGCAACAGUAAAAGUAACAGUGAAAUAACGGAUAGUGAUGAUAAGAACAAGAAGAAACAAAAGAAGAAGCAACAGAUAGAGAAAGGGAAAACUAUUCUAUCUGGUGAUGAUAAUGGUAAGUUUCCACCAUCAUUAGAUAUUCCUUGGCAACUUCGUGAAGCUUAUGGUGAUACGAGGUGUAGUUACUUUGAUUUUCUGGGAACAAGAUAUUUUUGGUUUCUCAUUCAAUUUUCAGUGCGAGUGACAUUUGUGGGAAUGCUUAUCCCUGCUAUAUUAAUUGCAUUAAAAUUACAUGAUCCUCCUUAUAUCUCUGUUUACACAUUAUCAGGCGUUGUACUUGGUGUUGGAACCUCUGUUGGUCAAUCUGCAAGUUUCUUAAUACAAUUCCUACGGGCUGCCUGUUUAUGGUUACCACUUGCUACAUUCUGUAUAGCCGUAAAUCUUCGACGUUAUCUAGUUGUAUGGCUUAUAGUAUAUCUUUUGUUUUUAUUUAUUAUUGGAUGUAUCACUGCAAAUUCUACACGACGAAUGGGAUUAAUGUUAUUUAAUAUUGCCGUUGUGGCGCAUUUAGUAGGGGGUAAUACCAAUCUCAUUUCACCUUCACGUUUAUUAAUAGAAUGGCUUGUGGGUGCCCUUUUUGCCUUUGCGGCUACUUUAAUCCCCUAUCCACUUCUCUCCACAAGAUCUGCACGAUCAACCAAUAAACGUCUCUUUACAAAUUGUGCUACCGCAUUUCGUGGUUUAUUAUCUUGUUUCUGGGCAUCCUCUAAUAUUCAACGUAGUAUGGGUAUGGUCCGUAUACGGCGUGUAACCUCCUCUAUUGAUACCUUAUUAGCCAAAAUUAAUCAAACAGAGGAUUUCACCGUUUAUGAGUUUAUUGUCUUUGAUAGUUAUGAGAAACGUGAGGUACGAUUGCAAAAAACAGCAUUAGUGGAACAAUUAUGUCUUAAUUUACGCUCCAUGACUCGUGUGAUUGAUAUUGUUCAGGAUAAUCCGAGUAUUAUUGAUGGAUCUUCGCGUUGUACGGAGUUUGGGGCGAGUUUAUCACGAUCUAUGGAAAUUAUCUCACGUGCGGUGGAGGAACUCUUUCAUGGUCUCUCUAAUGCCCAAAAAUGGAAAGAUCUUUAUGAGUUAGAUCCACUUUUUCAUAACUGUGCAAGAACGAUAAAAAAAUUACAGGAGGAAUUUGCGGAUGCGAGUCGUGUACUUUUUUAUGAACGAGACUCUUCACAGGAAAUGGAAGAGUUUAUACCACUUAUGACUUUUUUUGUCUUUUCUGUUGUAAACUUUUGGUAUGCAUUAGAUGAGUUUCAUCGGCAUAUACGUUUAGAGCAGUCCACCUCUGCCCGAUCCACACUUCGACUUCUCUGGCAGGGUUUGUGGGAUCCCAUUUGGGAAACUCUUUGUUUCUUACGUCGUCUCUUUACGAAACCUACAAAACCAGAUUUACGAGUUGUGGUGGAAUCUGCUAAAGUAAGUGUGGCGAUGUUAAUAGCGGUUUUAUUCUUUUACUAUGUUCGACCACAGUUAUUACUCUUAUCUGGUCCUUCUGUGAUUGCUAUUUUUUCAGGUACCAAUCCUGUAGAGGCGGUACAGGCUUCGAUUAUGCGAUUAAUUGGUACAUUGGUAGGAUCUAUCAUUGGUUUCUUUGCCGCCUCUUUAAGUGAUACUGUGGUUGAUCACAUUGUAAGUCUUUGUAGUAUUACAGCCGUAUUAACAUUCUUUCGAACAGGUGAGAAAUAUGGUUUAUUAGCUAUGUAUGCAAACUUUGUGGCAGUAACGAGUUUAUCUUUAGUAACUGUUUCUACAGCAGAUAGUGUAAUAGGUCGUAUGCAGCAGAAUGCGUUUGCUAUUAUGAUUUACUGUCUUAUUACAAUUCUUGUAUUUCCAGUAAGUCCUGGGGAAUUACUGAUGAAGCGACGUAUGAAAGUCCUACGCUCUGUUAGUUCCAUAGUGGGUUCUAUCAUGACAUUUUACAGUAAACCAACAGAAAAAGAUAUCCAAAAACAAAAUAAAUCCAAUAAUAUUAACUCUCACCCUACAGAUCAUUGUACUAUACAAGUGGAAGAAGAUGGAAGUAACCUCAAUAAUCAUAGUCAUCAUCAUCAUCAUCAUCUCUUCUUUAACAACCACAGUAGCAACAAUAGUAGAGGUGGUAGUCAUGAUUUUGGUUUACUGAAUAGUCGUCCAAUGGCGUUUGUUAGUGCCCCAGAAGGCGAUUCACGCAUCCCUGUUCUUUUUACUGAAGUAAAUAAAUUAAAAAGUAUUUUACGUAGCACUGUCAAGAUUAUGCCUUUCGCAGCAGAUGAACGUGGUAUUAUACCACGUGUUUAUCCACAAAAAGCCUGUGAGGCUAUUAAUACUGCCCUUUUUCGUAUAUUUGCCCUUGUUUAUACAAUGGCGUGUAGUUGGAAACUCAUGUUUGAAAAAGGAUAUUUUACAGCAGAGGUUCGUCGAAUCCUGCAUUAUAUUUCUCCCAUUGCCAGUGAUAUUCAAUAUAGUCUACAACGAUUUGUAAAUAUUCUUUCCUUCUAUGUGGAACACCCUAAUUCCUCACUUGGACCUGAGUUGGCAAAGUGUCUUAUGGAACUUCGUGCUCUUAUUAAUGAGUUUGCAGAGAGGGAACAUCAUGCUAUACUCACAGUUAUCUCUGAGGCGGUGGAAGUUCAAAAAGAGUUAAAUAACUUGGCCCGGGAGAGAGAAGGACAUGAUGGAAAUAUUAUUAAUAAUAUUAAUAUUAAUAAUGAUAAUAAUAAUAAUAGUAAUAAGAAUAAUAAUAAUAAUAAUAAUAUUGUUAACAGUAGUAAUGUGGAUGGUCGUGAAGGAGUGUUGAGUCCCGAAGAUCAAGAAGCCUCGUUGAGAACAGAAGAGUGGCGUUUACAGAACAAUUCACAACUGGCCGAAAACACAACGCAGAUCUUUACAAACACGCAUUUACCGCAUGAACAGAGAGCACGCAGACGAACAAGUCCAUUUGGAGAUAACUUGAGAGAAUGUGUAGGACCUCAACGAGACCAAAAGGAUGAAAGAGAACUUCAAAAUAUUCCCUCUACUAUUGUUCCCAUGCGUGCAGUAAGUGAGGCUGGUUCAGAAAUUACUUUACACGAUUCCGACGACGGGUCUAAUCCGAACUCUUCGCAAGAGUCUGUGCACUUUGCAGAGGGAUUUACAGCUCCCAUCACAGUACAUGAUGCGGAGGGUCUUCACACUGUGACACUUUCUCUUGAGAUGAUGGGAAAAGAACUGAAGAGAGCCCUCCUCGCCUUUGAACAGAUGGUGCAGGUCAAGGAUUAUUGA